Monomorium pharaonis (pharaoh ant) is the source of this 1623-nucleotide messenger RNA. RefSeq names its product uroporphyrinogen-III synthase (gene Uros1). The transcript is spliced from 2 exons. The record is from RefSeq and is a predicted model, not a curated record. The coding region runs from base 416 to 1285 and encodes 289 amino acids. Gene Ontology annotation, molecular function: uroporphyrinogen-III synthase activity. Lineage: Eukaryota; Metazoa; Arthropoda; Insecta; Hymenoptera; Formicidae. Gene Ontology annotation, biological process: uroporphyrinogen III biosynthetic process.
UAAGAUAACUAUUUAGUCACAGUACGUUGUCGGUACACUGCGGUGUACGCUAAACAAAAAUGUUACAGAUAAUAUAAUUGCAUUAAAGAAAAAGUGUAUAUUAAUUAUGUCGUUAAAAUUAGAGAUAUUAAAAUAGAAAUAUAGGUUUUUAAAAGAGGUAAUUAAGAAAAGGUAAAUAGAGGUACAAAAUAUUUUAAUAUGAAUUUGAAACACUAUUUCUACAAAUGCAUACAAUUAUGCAUACAAUAGUGACUUGUUAAUAACAGAUAACAGCAAGCAAUAGUGACUUGUCAAUAACAGCAAGCAAUAGUGACUUGUCAAUAACAGCAAGCAAUAGUGAUUUGUCAAUAACAGUGCCAAUUGUAGUUAUAGUGAUUGAGAACUUUAAUUUCACUACUGUAACACAUUUUUAUUCAUGGCUGGAAGUAACAAGACAGUGGUCCUAUGCAAAGGAUUGUCUGAAAAGAAUGACAGACAGGAAAAAUACAUCGAAAUGUUGGCAUUGGCUGGUUACAGUUGUGAAUGUUUACAAACUUUGCGAUUUGAAUUUGUAAAUAUCUCAGAGUUGCGAGCAUAUCUGUCAGUAGCUGAUAGAUAUAGUGGUAAAUAUUAUAUUAUUUCUACUAUAAUUAAAUGUGUAUGUCAUCGAUUCUUAUUAAUUGCAGGUUUAAUAUUAACAAGUCCUCGUACAGUUGAAGCUGUCACGCUGGCAGUGAAAGAAGAUACAAGUAUCUUGCGCCACUGGAAGCAGAUGCCAGCUUACUGUGUGGGAUCUGCAACAGAUUCUCUCGCAAGAAGUCAACUCAAUUUGCAAAAUUGUAUAGGUAGUCAGACUGGUAAUUCGAAACAACUCGCUGAGAAAAUUGUUCUCGAUGUAAAGAGAGAUUCAAAACCAUUACUUUAUCCAUGCAGUGAAAUUGCCCGUGAAACUAUACAAUCUAUCGUUGAAGAUAGUGGAAUUUCCAUUGAAAAAAUUGUGGUGUACAGAACAUUAGAGAGCGAAACGCUUGAGCAAGAGUUGCCGAAGAUACUCGCAAAGUCUAGUCCCAGUAUAUUAGUCUUUUUCAGUCCGUCUACAGUGGAAUAUAUUACAGUGCAGCUUAAGAGAAGUUUCUAUAGUGUCAAAGAUAUAAAAGCGGUAGCAAUAGGACCUGUGACGAGAGAUGCGUUAAUUAAUUCUGGUUUCAAUGUGUAUGCCACUGCAGAUAAACCUGAACCAGUAGCUUUGAUGCGAGCAAUCACAGCUGCUGAAUUUGUAGAAAAUUUAAAUAAGAGUAUUUCAUGAAAAUAUGAUAUACAAAUUUGAUACCAUUUGUCAACAUUUUUAAUAUUUUAACUGUUGCAACACGCGUACAUUUUUUAAUAUAUAAAUAUUUUAAAUUAUUUUAUUUCAUAAUAAAUCUUCCUUUCUAAUUCAUAUAUGUUUGUUAACAAUAACUAUGUAAAUAAUGUACAUAUGAUAUUUUGGAAGAUUAUAAAAAAGCAGAUAUGUAUAUACGAGUGCAUAAUAUAUCUUAGCAAUUAUAAUUUUGAAUGGAACCGUCAUCAGAGUGUUUCCUUGUAUCACAUUCUUUUUACUGAAUAAGAACAUAUAAUAAAUUUGUUGAUAAAAGCGCUUGCAAA